GCGAAGCGACCUGCGGACUGAGCAGAGCAGCAGUAUGGCUCCUAACGACAAAGACCCGGUGCCUCCAGUGGGAACCCUGUCCCCGGGGCAGCUCCAGUCCCUCCUGAAAAUGGAGCCCAAAACUCUGGGGGCCAUCCAGAUUGUCAUUGGAGCUUUGAUUCUUUGUCUGAGUGCCUCCGUGCUCCAGAUCCAUGAAGUCCACUUUACUGGAGAUGUUGCCCUCUUUCUGAUUGUUGUGAUACAGGUAACAUUAUCUGGUUCCGUGUUGGUCCACACUGGAAGACGCCCUACUCUGUUUUGGGUGAAAUGCGUCCUGGUGUUGCAUCUGAUCAGUGCUGCGUUUGCCACUGCUACCCUGGGUCUGAUGUCCAAACACCUCCCCUACAGGCAGGACUCCUACCACUGUGAACACUGUCGCAGACUGGAGCUCCAUGCUGUGCAACAUUGUUUCAGGAAAUGCACCGGGCUGAUCGAGCAAAAGUGUAAAUUGCUGAUUGAUGGCAUCCUGGGAACGUUGGUGGUUUUCCUUGUGCUGGAGCUGCUGAUCUGUAUAACUGCCAUGUUAUUUGGACUCAGUAUCCUGGCUGCUGGUGGAAGUGAGGCCUCCAGCCAGAGGCCGGCCUAUCCACAGAGUCGCCCCCCCCUGGCCCCCGCUGUCCAGGCCACUGCAGCCACAGCUGAGCCAAGCUCCUCCCAGCAGGUGGCUGUUGUUGUGACUGAACCUGAUUCUGAGCAGGUCGAGGACAUCUCCACCCCCCCAACUGAACCCCAGGUUGAGCCCAUUGAAGUUGUACACACAGAAUCCUAACUCCACACUGUCCUGUGUGCGUCCUGUCAGUGUGUCAGCACUGCACCGACGGUAUCACCUCAGCUCCACUUUACUCAGUUCUGCAUCACCAACUGCAGCGGUUUUAGCACUGAAGCUCCAAACAAACUGAUGAGAUUCUAAGAGGUGAUAUGCAGAUCCAUGCAGAUGUCCGACUGGUCCAACCUGAAAAGUGUACACGUUCCACUCCAAGGGAAACUACAGCUGCAGUGGAAAUGACAUGAGCCGGUACCAAAACUGAGCCAGUACAAGUAAAGUUGAGUUGAGCUGAUACCAACAACACAGUUAACGUCAGACUCUUAUGAUUCAGGUGAUAGUUACUAUUAGGAUGGUGUUAUUGUUUGUUUAAAAGCAAAAUGAGAACAUGUCUCAUGAUGGAAACACAUAAAGCAUUAAAUAAUGACAGUGUAUAUGUUAAAGGCAAAGUGUGUAACAUUGUUUGCUCCUCCUCUCCACUCAACCAAUGACAAAACGAAAACAGUGGUUGAGUCGAUAAUAGAGUGAAUUUUGAAUGUU
Molecule: messenger RNA, 1342 nt
Organism: Sphaeramia orbicularis (orbiculate cardinalfish)
Lineage: Eukaryota; Metazoa; Chordata; Actinopteri; Kurtiformes; Apogonidae
Exons: 9
Coding region: 35-808 (257 amino acids)
Cellular component (GO): membrane
Source: RefSeq, a predicted model, not a curated record